This is a messenger RNA of Telopea speciosissima, 875 nucleotides long. RefSeq names its product soluble inorganic pyrophosphatase 1. Gene Ontology annotation, cellular component: cytoplasm. Gene Ontology annotation, biological process: phosphate-containing compound metabolic process. Gene Ontology annotation, molecular function: inorganic diphosphate phosphatase activity; magnesium ion binding. The transcript has 8 exons. Lineage: Eukaryota; Viridiplantae; Streptophyta; Magnoliopsida; Proteales; Proteaceae. The coding region runs from base 28 to 669 and encodes 213 amino acids. The record is from RefSeq and is a predicted model, not a curated record.
UCAAUUUUUUUUUUCAGUUCUAUAAAGAUGAGUGAGGAAGCGAAUGGAAGUGAAGCUCAGCCAAAACGCCAAGUUCCACGUCUGAAUCAGAGGAUCCUCUCAACCUUGUCUAGGAGAUCUGUAGCUGCACAUCCUUGGCAUGAUCUUGAGAUUGGACCUGGAGCUCCUCAAAUCGUCAAUGUUGUUGUUGAAAUUACUAGAGGAAGUAAAGUCAAAUAUGAGCUUGACAAGAAGACUGGCCUCAUAAAGGUUGAUCGUGUCUUAUAUUCAUCAGUGGUUUAUCCUCACAAUUAUGGUUUCAUCCCCCGCACUUUAUGUGAAGAUAAUGACCCAAUGGAUGUUUUAGUCCUCAUGCAGGAACCUGUCCUCCCAGGAAGUUUCCUCCGAGCCAGGACCAUUGGGCUCAUGCCCAUGAUUGAUCAGGGAGAGAAGGAUGAUAAGAUCAUUGCAGUAUGCGCUGAUGACCCAGAAUAUCGGCACUACACUGAUAUUAAAGAACUCCCUCCUCAUCGACUGACUGAGAUCCGGCGUUUCUUUGAAGAUUACAAGAAGAAUGAGAACAAAGAGGUUGCAGUUAAUGAUUUUUUGCCUUCGGAUACUGCUCAUGGGGCUAUCCAGUACUCCAUGGACCUUUAUGCUCAAUAUAUCUUGCAGACUUUGAGGCGAUAGGCCGGUGGCAACAUGAAUUCUACUUAUCUGAACAAUCAGUUCAAAUAAUUGAAGGAAAGGGAGAGAUCGAUAUUUCUGCUAUAAUUUUUGUAUUAAGGCUCCAUAUUGGUGCUUGUUUGCUUCAACAAACAUCCAUUAAUUGUUGAGGAAAUUGUUGUAUUCUUUAUUUUGUGCUUGGUUAUUUCAAAACUCAAAAUUGAAUUAUA